Rhodamnia argentea is the source of this 2297-nucleotide messenger RNA. RefSeq names its product putative pentatricopeptide repeat-containing protein At5g47460. NCBI's taxonomy places the organism in Eukaryota, Viridiplantae, Streptophyta, Magnoliopsida, Myrtales, Myrtaceae. Gene Ontology annotation, molecular function: protein binding; RNA binding. The transcript has a single exon. Gene Ontology annotation, biological process: RNA modification. The coding region runs from base 104 to 1888 and encodes 594 amino acids. The record is from RefSeq and is a predicted model, not a curated record.
CCCGCGUCCCCCAAAUAGAGUCUCUGGGAGGCGAAAGAUCAUGGACAAAAUCGAGCAAUCUCCGAAAAGUGACUGAAGAUGUAUAUUGCAUACGCUUCUCUUAAUGCUGAGGCAUGCGAACGUCCUUCUUCCUGAACUGGGUACCAGGUUGCGACACCUGCUCUUCACAUCGACGCACUCAUUCACCUCCCUUACCUGCUCCGUUCAAGAAGAUCAUGGGGUCAUCGCAGCCAUUGCCCGAGGAGAAGGAUUGGAAGCACGGGCGGCACUUGAUUCGUCGAUGGCAGCUCAAAGGCUCCAAUCCCAUACCAGACCGUGCGGGUAUGAUUUGGUUCGGCUCAUUCGCGCCGCGACAUCGCGAGGCUCCGAAUCACAUGGCCUGCAGCUUCAGAGUCACGCUCUGAAACGUGGGUUUGGCUCCGAUGUCUUCGUGAUGACCGCCCUGAUGAGCUUCUACGUGGAAAAGGGCUCGUUGCGCGGCGCCCACAACCUGUUCGACGAAAUUCCCGAGCCGACCGUAGUUUCUUGGAAUACAUUGAUUUCUGGGUAUCUGCGCUUCGGGCUGUUUCGGAAAGCUUUGAGCUUGUUUGUUCAGCUGAACAAGUCUGAAACUUGCGUUGGCGAUGCGUUCUCCAUGACGGCUGCAUUGGCUGCGUGCGGUCGGUCCAGCCUGUUGCAGCUCGGAAGGUCCAUCCACUCCAAGAUCGUAAAAGUUGGAAUGCGGUGCAGCGUCUUCAUUUCUAAUUGCUUGAUCGACAUGUAUGGUAAAUGCGGGUGCGUUCAAGAGGCGGUUCGUGUGUUUGGAGCAAUGUGUUGUAAGGAUACUAUUUCGUGGAAUUCAGUUCUGUCAGCUUGCGCUAGAAACCAAAACCUCGAAGAGGCAUUGAGUUUUUUGCAGGAGAUGCCCAAUCCUGAUGCAAUCUCGUACAAUGAGGUAAUUAAUGGUUUUGCCCAGUUCGGAAACAUGGAAGAUGCUGUACAGAUCCUUUUGCACAUGCCGAAACCAAAUUCAUCUUCGUGGAAUUCAAUAGUAACUGGUUAUGUGAACCGAAAUCGUUCGCGAGAAGCUCUUGAUUUCUUUACGAGAAUGCACUCAGAAGGCAUGGAGAUGGAUCAAUUCACAUUUUCAAGCAUUCUGAGUGGAAUUGGAUCUUCGGCAGCACUGAGUUGGGGAAUUGCAAUACACUGCUGCACGAUGAAGUGCGGUCUCGACUUAUCUGUGGUUGUUGGCAGUGCCCUUGUCGACAUGUACUCAAAGUGCGGCCGAGUGGAAGAUGCGGAAUCGAUGUUCGACUCUCUACCUCAGAGGAACUUGAUAACAUGGAAUGCAAUGAUAUCUGGUUUUGCCCACAAUGGUUACUUUGCCAAGGUAGUUCACUACUUCGAGCAACUUCUUAUCGAUGGUAUAGAACCAGAUGAGAUCACAUUUCUCAAUGUCUUAUCCGCGUUUUCCCAUGGCGGAGUGCCAUCUGACCUCGGAAUGAAGCACUUGGAAUCAAUGAUCGAUGACUACUGGAUUCAUCCGACGGCCGAGCACGUCUGUUCAAUCAUAAGGUUAAUUGGGCAAAGAGGAGAAGUUCAGAGGGCGGGAACGAUGAUUCACAAACUCGGGUUCGGCACAUGGGCCCCAGUUUGGAGGGCUUUACUCGGCGCAUGCGGGUCUUGUCGGGACUUGGAGAUUGCGAGAAUUGCAGCUGCGAAGCUGAUCCAAUUGGAAGGCGAGGGAGACUACAUUUAUGUCGCGAUGUCCAACGUGUACGCGUCUCAUGGGAAAUGGAGCGAAGCGGGUGCGGUCAGGGAGCUGAUGAGUGCGAGAGGUGUGAGGAAAGGAGCUGGCUUUAGUUGGAUACAAGUGAAGAACGUUGUCACAAAUUCACACGUGGCUUAGGCAAAGACUCGCAGAUGGUGCAGGCGAAACCAGAGGCGAUCAUGGGCUGGCGAUCCGCGAAGGGCAAUGGGGGCAGAUCUGAAUAAGCAAAUUCUUUCUUUAGUCUGCCCAACUCCGUCCAAGCCCAAUCAAUUCAUAGAAAAAUCUGAUUUUUUUCAAUGAACAAGAACUUUUAGAUCAGCUACUAUGCCAAGUUCGUGCUGAAGUUUGCAUAGAACCACCUGAACGAAACAGAAAACAUCAACUACCGAAGAACAAAAACCCGCUAUUUAGAAUACCAAUGAGAGAGAAUUUCUGUCACGCCCUUUUCUUUUGUGAAUCGACGUGUGCCAAUGAAGUUCUUUCUGGCUGAACUGUGAGUAUCAGUAAAGUUGAACAGUAUGUACAAUUGCUGGCGUUUCUCUUUAAA